Dictyostelium purpureum is the source of this 2859-nucleotide messenger RNA. RefSeq lists its product as uncharacterized. Gene Ontology annotation, cellular component: nucleolus; small-subunit processome. Gene Ontology annotation, biological process: rRNA processing. NCBI's taxonomy places the organism in Eukaryota, Evosea, Eumycetozoa, Dictyosteliales, Dictyosteliaceae. The record is from RefSeq and is a predicted model, not a curated record. The transcript has 4 exons. Bases 1 to 2859 code for a protein of 952 amino acids.
AUGAAACAAAAAGAUGCGGAAUUAGAAAAAUUUAAAAGAGUCAAAGCUAUUAUCGAUGGUUCAGCUAAACCUUAUAUUCCAAAAACAUCAACUGGAUCAAAAAAAACCAAUUCUAUGAUGAAAUCAUUCGGAAAAAAGAAUAAUAAAAAAAAUCAAGAUGAUGAUAUUCAAGAUAAAUAUUCAAAAUAUUUAGACGAUGAGGAUCAAGAUGAUGGUCAAGAAGAAUUGGACUCUUAUAAAUUACCAAGAAGAUUUGAUGAUGAAGAAAUUGAGGAGGAUGAAGCUUUCGAUGAAGAUGAUGAAGAAACAUCAGGUUUAAAAAAAAAAGACAGAAAAGAUUUUGAAGAUGAAUAUGGAAAUGAUGAUUUUGUAGAUCUUUCUGAACUUUUAGAUGAUGAUACUCCAGCAACUCCAGCAACCAAACCAGUUCAAGCACAAUCAAAGAAAUCACAAAAUACCAAACCAGUUGUUCAAGAUAGUGAUGAAGAAGACGAUGAGGAAGAUGAAGAAGGAGAUUCAGAUGAUGAUUCAGAAGAUUUAGAAUUUAGCGAAAAUGAAUUUGACGAUGAAGCCCCAUCAGAAGAAGACGAUAAUGUAGAAGAUGGAGUUAAUUCAAAUUUAUUAUCAAUUGUUAAGAAUUUAGAAAAAAAUCAACCAAGAAAAUCAACCAAGAAAUUAGCAGAUAUGACAGAAUCAGUCGGUAGUGAAUCAUUAUUUGGUAUGUUCCCAACAGCAGAUGAAAAUGGUACAAUCGAUAUUAACGAUUUGAUGAGUUUUAUGCCAAAUGAAUUCGAACAAUUCAAACAACAAAUCGAGGACAUCGCCGAUAAGAGUGCAAUUUCAGCUCCAUUAUCCAAAUUUGAAAAAGAUAAAAUUCAAAGAAGAAUUACAACAGAACAAGCUCACAAAAUUCUUACACAAUGGGUACCAUUCGUUAGAGAACAAAGAGAUAAGAAUUUAAAGUUCGAUUCAAAAGUUGUUGUCGCCAAUACCUCUCAAUCACUUGCCAAUAGUUUCCAAAAAUCAGAUUUAAAUGAUGAAAUCAAUAGAGCUCUUCAAGAAAGUGGUGCUGUUCAAAAAUUAAAACAAGAAGUUGAUCCAAUCGAAGCCAAAAGACAACUUAGAGAAACUAUUAAAUUACGUAACAUCAUGUACUAUCAAGAAUUAAAGGAUAAGAGAAGAAAGAAGAUCAAGAGUAAGAAAUAUAGAAAGAUUUUAAAGAAAGAAAAAGAAAGGGAAGCAAAGAAAUUAGAAGAUAGAUUAAAAGAGCUUGAUCCAGAUUUUGCUAAAAAGCUCGCUGAAAAGGCUGAAGAAAAACGUAUCCUCGAACGAAUGACAAUGAAACACAAAAACCAUAGCAAAUUCAUGGGCCAACUUAUCAAGGGUGGUUUGAAUAAAGAAAAAAGACAAGAUAUGAAUGAACAACGUAAAUUAGCCGAUGAAAUUAUGGCCAAAGCAAAUAGAUUUAACGAUAGUGAAGACGAAGAUGACAGUGACGAUAGUGAAGAGUAUGAUAGUGAAGAUGAACAAGAAACCAACAGCAAAUCAAAAGGUAGCAAAAUUGAUUUAUCAGAGGUUGAUCAACAAGCAUUAUCCGACAAAGAAAGAAUUCAAUUGAAAUUACAAAAAUUAGGUAAACCAACCAAUCUCCCAGAAAAAGGUAUUAAUGCAAUGAAAUUCAUGCAAAAAGCAUUAGAAAGAGAUUUAGAUGACUCAAUAAAGAAAAUGAAUGGUGUUGAUGAUUAUGAACAAAAUGAAAUUGAUGAACAAGAAAAACUAAUUGAACAAUCAAAUAGAAUUGCUAUUCAUAAACAAGUUGCAUCCAAUAAACAAUCAUCCAAUAAAAUUAUGUCAACUGGUCAAUUAGUCGAAAAAGCAGGUUUUGGCAGCGGUCACAAAGUUAAAUCUGGUGUAUCAAUUGAUAUUUUAGGUAAACAACAACAACAACAAGACGAAGAAAUUAAAAAAGUUAAUAAUAAAAAACAACAAGAAAAUCAAGAAGAAGAGGAACAAGUCGAAGAAGAGUUAGAUGAAGAGAAUCCAUGGUUAGAAGUUACCAAGACUAAAAAGAAGAGUAAAAAAGAAAAGAAGAAACAAUCAACUGAAUUUUUAAUUAGUUUAAAUAAUUUAAAUAAUAAUAGUAGUAAUAAAAAUUUAGGUUCAAAUAAUUCAAAAGAAAAAGUUAAAAAUGGUGAUUUACCAAUUUCAAUGGAUACAACUGAAAAAGAUAAUAGUAAUAAUAACAACAGUAGCAAUAAAAGAAAACUUGAAGAUAAAGAAGAUAAUGAAAAUAAAAAAUCAAAGAAAUCAGUUGGUAUGAGUUUAAUUACAUCAAAUAAACAAAAAGAUUUACUUUUAGAAGCAUUUGCUCAAGAUAAUAUAGAGGAUGAGUUUAUGGAUGAAAAGAAACAAAUUUUAGAAGAGGAUGUACCAGAAGAAAAAUCAAACUUCCUUCCAGGUUGGGGUUCAUGGGUUGGUGAUGGUGCUAAACAACGUGACAAUUCAAAGAGAGAUGCUGCAUUAAAAAGAAAACGUCAAGAAAAACUUAAAGAAGCUGCUAAAAGAAGACUCGAUGCUCAAAAUAGUAGAGUUAUUAUUGAUGAAAAAGCUCCAUUAGAAGGCGCUUCAAAAUAUAUUUUAAAUAAACUUCCACAACACUACUCUAAUAAAGAACAAUAUGAAAGCACUUUAUCAAUUGCCCAUGGUAAAGAUUGGAAUUCAACAACUGCUUUUAGAAAAUUAAUUGAACCAAAGGUCUCCGUAUUACCAGGUACAUUUAUUAAUCCAGUUUCAAAUAAAGAUAAACAAGAGUUCAUCAUGAAAAAGAAAGAAGAAAAAAACAAAAAAUCUAAAAAAUAA